AUGCUUGGUAGCAGUUUCUGUGAUGCUCUACUUGGUGGUUCAAAUAUUGAAUUGGUACAAGUUGUUGUUUCAGAUAUUAAGAGAAUUGUUGUCAUGAUUGUGAUUAUGGUUGUAUUAAUUGUGGAGCUAAUUGUUAGAUUUGUUGUGGAGUUAGAGAAUAUAGUUUGGCUUAUUUGGCUUAAUUGUGUAGAGCUUAGAGUUGUAGUCAUUGAUGUUUGUGUAAUCAGAAUAGAAAUAAUAAUCUGUGCUUGA
Molecule: messenger RNA, 252 nt
Organism: Dentiscutata heterogama
Lineage: Eukaryota; Fungi; Glomeromycota; Glomeromycetes; Diversisporales; Gigasporaceae
Source: the annotation of a GenBank genome assembly